Molecule: messenger RNA, 3483 nt
Organism: Mus caroli (Ryukyu mouse)
Lineage: Eukaryota; Metazoa; Chordata; Mammalia; Rodentia; Muridae
Gene: Rgs6
Product: regulator of G protein signaling 6
Biological process (GO): positive regulation of GTPase activity; G protein-coupled receptor signaling pathway; regulation of G protein-coupled receptor signaling pathway
Cellular component (GO): neuron projection; cytoplasm
Molecular function (GO): GTPase activator activity
Source: RefSeq, a predicted model, not a curated record
GCGGCCGAGCCGAGCGCUUGGGCUGCGCGACUCCGGGCAUUUCCUUGGCGAUCGGCCCCCGCCCGGUGGCCAAGAACUCCGCCCGGGGGCGCCCCGGGGUCCCUGUUGCUGCGGGCGCCGAGGGGGCGGUUCCGGUCCGGACCAGCGAGGGGCAAGGGAAACACCCCGGGAGCCCCGCGCCCUGGCACCAUGCGACCCGCCGCGCCUCCUCCCGGGUCCGGGGCUGUACAGUGUGCUCGCUGAGCCCCCUGCGGUCGCCGCCUCGGAGAGUGGCACCAAGAAGGUGGAAGAGGAGGAGAAGGCGACACUCGGGAGAGCAGUGCCCGGACAGAUUUGGCCGCUCCUCCACCCCUGAGAGCUGGCGACUCCCGGGUUCCCCAGCCUUAUCAUGAGCCGGGCGCCAGCCGGGCUUUAGGAGAAACUGAGACGCCGGAGCGAGUCGAGACAAUUCUUUGGUUGCUAAGUGUGAGAGAAGACACUCAGGAUGGCUCAGGGGUCCGGGGACCAGCGAGCAGUGGGGAUCGCUGAUCCAGAAGAGAGUUCUCCCAACAUGAUUGUCUACUGCAAAAUUGAGGACAUCAUUACAAAGAUGCAAGAUGACAAGACAGGGGGUGUGCCCAUCAGAACAGUUAAGAGCUUUCUCUCCAAAAUCCCCAGUGUCGUCACAGGUACUGACAUUGUGCAGUGGCUUAUGAAGAACCUUUCCAUAGAGGACCCAGUUGAAGCAAUACACCUGGGAAGCCUUAUUGCCGCCCAGGGCUACAUCUUCCCAAUCUCAGACCAUGUUCUCACCAUGAAGGAUGAUGGCACCUUCUACCGUUUCCAGGCGCCUUACUUCUGGCCUUCAAACUGCUGGGAACCUGAAAACACGGACUAUGCCAUCUAUCUCUGUAAGAGGACGAUGCAGAACAAAGCAAGGCUGGAACUGGCUGACUACGAAGCAGAAAACUUAGCAAGACUCCAGAGGGCCUUUGCAAGGAAGUGGGAAUUCAUCUUUAUGCAAGCAGAAGCACAAGUGAAGAUUGACCGGAAAAAGGAUAAGACAGAAAGAAAAAUUCUGGAUAGCCAAGAACGGGCCUUCUGGGAUGUCCACAGGCCAGUGCCAGGCUGUGUGAACACAACAGAAAUGGAUAUCAGAAAAUGUCGGCGUUUGAAGAAUCCACAAAAGGUUAAAAAGUCAGUAUAUGGUGUGACAGACGAGACCCAGUCACAGAGUCCAGUGCACAUACCAAGCCAGCCAAUCAGGAAAACUACAAAAGAUGACAUCCGAAAACAGAUAACGUUUUUGAAUGCACAGAUUGACAGACAUUGUUUGAAAAUGUCCAAAGUGGCUGAAAGCUUAAUCGCUUACACGGAGCAGUAUGUGGAAUACGACCCAUUCAUAACACCAGCAGAGCCAUCUAAUCCUUGGAUCAGCGAUGACAUCACCUUAUGGGACAUAGAGAUGAGCAAAGAGCCCAGCCAGCAGCGAGUAAAGCGUUGGGGCUUCUCUUUUGAUGAGAUACUGAAGGACCAGGUGGGGCGGGACCAGUUCCUCAGAUUCCUGGAGUCAGAAUUCAGUUCAGAAAAUCUCAGGUUCUGGCUGGCCGUCCAAGAUCUCAAGAAGCAACCUCUACAGGACGUGGCCAAGAGAGUGGAGGAAAUCUGGCAAGAGUUUCUAGCUCCCGGAGCCCCAAGUGCAAUCAACUUGGAUUCUCACAGCUAUGAGAUAACCAGUCAGAAUGUCAAAGAUGGAGGGAGAUACACAUUUGAAGAUGCCCAGGAGCACAUCUACAAGCUGAUGAAGAGUGACAGCUACGCCCGCUUCCUACGGUCCAAUGCUUACCAGGAUCUGUUGCUGGCCAAGAAGAAGCCAGAAAGUGAGCAAGGUCGUAGAACUUCCCUAGAAAAGUUCACCCGCAGUGUGUGCUGCUGGCGCAGAGUCAGAAUGGCCGCCGCGUUUCACCCCCGAGGUGGCUUCCUUCCAGCAGUGGGGAAAGUCGCUGGCGGGCAAGCGCCUUACGGGCCUGAUGCAGUCCUCCUGACCGCCCCAACCCCAGGCCCAGGGCCCGGGCCCACAGAGGACCCGGGCAGGCGACGCUCUACAUCCAACGACAGAGCUUCCUUGCGGGGAGAUUUGGUCACUGUGAAGGAGAAAGAGUGAGGGCCACAGAGGGCACUGGUGGGAAGAUGCAGUGGGUGAAUGGGGAGACCAGAGAGAAAGAGUCCACGGUGCUGGGCCAGCGGGAGAAACCCUGCUUAUAGCCUCUCUCUUGUACAGCCACACACCAAUGCUUAUUCUCAACAAGGGUCCAUUUCUAACUUGGUCAGAGAAUGUCUGUCUCAUGGAGGUUCCUGUCUGACUGUCACUGGAGAUGUUAACCUCACCUGUCUAGUCGUCUGGAGAAUCAUGCCUUCCAGCAAACUUCAGAGGGACCCUGGGCACAUAGUAUUAAACAUCACCUUCCUACUACUCUCUCUAAUGCACUGGCAGCGCUCACUGCCACCUGUUCACCCUCCCCCCCCCCACUGGUGGCCACCCAGGUGUACUGGGUGUGUGACAAGAUGCUGCUUUCACAUAAAAUGUCAAAAGUCCCAUCUUUAGCCCCAAUGACCCUUCAAGUUCUCUCCACCCUCGGUGGUACCAUAUUUUUAAGAAGUCUCCAUGGGUGUGAUGGCCACCCCCAGUUCCCAUCAAAUGUCUAAGGGUCCAGAGCUUGAAGAGGCACCCAGUACAGAUAAUGAAGUGUGUGGUUUAGCCAUUGAAGGUUCAGGUGACAAUCUUUUAAAGAUAUUAUUACUUCCUGUCUUCUGAUUGUGCCCCUUGCCCCUCGGCUUGUCCCCUUGUAUUUUACUCAUAAUAAACAUGGCCGUGAACUCAGGGGCCAUUGGGCUUCUCCCCACUGGUAGCCCAAGAUGGAAGUUUCUGGAGGUGGAUGGAUUGUAGGGCUGGCCCAUGGUGGUAUCCUACCAGGCCUGGCCAGACUCUCGCUGGCUGGUUUAGGGUUCAGUUAUUCCUGAAACUUAAACACACUAUGUAAUGACAGGUCCCAGCCAGAGCCGCAGAAUUCCCUUCCCAACCUUAUUCUGAAGACCCAACCAAAGCACCUUAUUAAACAUAGCCAAUCAUCUAGGAAAAAGCGUGCUAGAACCUGCAAAAGAUCUUCUGUGUUCUUCCAGUGUGUCAGGAUAGCCAUUUGCCAACCUGGCUGUGAAGUCUUGUACCUAAUGUGUCGCAUCAGGUCCUGAAUGAACACAUGGGCAGUACUUGGCAAAUGGCAGCUAGUACGGUCAUUGUCAUGGUUACAAUGACAAUUUGAUCACCAGAUGCCCUUGGACGCAGAUGUAUCAGGCAACAUGCUUUUCAAUUCAAACAUGUUCUUCCAUGCACACCUGCCCUGCCAACACCUGUUGGCUCCUCCUUUGAUCUAUAUUUGUCCAUAGGUGAAAACUCCCCCUUGGGAGUAUAUAAACAGAGAAGGAAAAUGAAGGAAAGAAGUUAGG